AAUGUAUGACUGAAUAACGACCCUGAAUUCAACCAGUUAUCGAUGUGACCUUGAAAUUUCCGAAUCAAUUGAAUCUCAAUUUACGACCAAUCAUAUACUGCGUAGUUUCCGUCCAUAUUUUUUUUCUAUAUAAAGCUAUAUAAAUUGGCCUGGUUUGUUAUUCUAAUCAACUAAAUACUAAGACUUAAUACCGUUUAAUAAUGCCGUUAACAUCACGUUCACCUUACGACAGUAAAACACUACUUGCUAAGUAUUAUGAUUUGCCUCAACCUGAUGACAAAAUUCAAGUUAUGUACGUAUGGAUAGACGGAAGUGGAGAAAAUUUACGCUGCAAAACAAUGACUUUACAAGAAGAACCAAAAGUUCCAGAAGACUGUCCAAUAUGGAAUUUUGAUGGAAGUAGUACGGGUCAAGCUGAAGGUUCUAAUUCUGAUGUUUAUUUAAAACCGUGUGCAAUGUUCCGUGAUCCAUUUCGUGGUGGCAAAAAUAAAUUAGUCUUAUGUGAAACUUAUAAUUACGAUAAGAAACCACAUGUUUCAAAUCAUCGUUAUCUUUGUAAUCUUGUCAUGGAGAAAGCAAAAUCUCACCAACCAUGGUUCGGUAUCGAACAAGAAUAUGCUCUAUUAGACAUCGAUGGUUAUCCAUUACAAUGGCCUAAAAAUGGUUUUCCUCCACCUCAAGGACCUUAUUAUUGUUCUGUUGGAGCUGGUAAAGCACUUGGUCGUGAUAUACCAGAAGCUUUAUACAGAGCAUGCAUGUAUGCAGGAGUUAAAAUUUGUGGUAGCAAUGCAGAAGUUAUGCCAUCACAAUGGGAAUUUCAAGUUGGACCAUGUGAAGGUGUCUCAGCUGGUGAUCAUUUAUGGAUGGCUAGAUUUAUAUUACAUCGUGUAGCUGAAGACUUUGGAGUGAUUGUGUCACUAGACCCGAAACCGAUGCCUGGUAACUGGAAUGGUUCAGGAGCGCAUACAAACUAUUCAACUCAGGCUAUGAGGGAUCCAAAAUCAGGUUUACAAGCAAUAGAAGAUGCCAUUGAAAAACUAUCACAUAAACACAUGGAACACAUUCAAUGCUAUGAUCCUAAACAUGGUUUAGACAAUCAAAGACGUUUGACUGGUAAUCAUGAAACAAGUAGUAUUAAUGAUUUUUCAUCUGGUGUUGCAAAUAGAGGCAGUAGUAUACGUAUUCCAAGACAAGUUGCUGAAAAUGGUUGUGGUUAUUUGGAAGAUAGACGUCCAUCAUCCAAUUGUGAUCCAUACAUGGUCACCAGAAUGUUAGUAGAAACAACAUGUCUUUAAUUAUUAUUACCAUUAUUUAUAAAAUAAUGAAGAACUAAUACACAACAAAGAAAUCAAUUUUUUUAAAAACAUAAUGUUACUAAAUAAUAUCGAAUGUUCCCAUAUAAUCACUUCAUUUUGUUAGUGGUUACAAUAAAUUUAAAAACUGUAUUUACAUAAUUUUGAUAACCAUUGUCAUCAUUAAUUUUUCUCCAUUGUUUACGAAGUUAUCAUCGUCAUCAAAAGCAGAUGCAAGAGCGGUAGUGUCGUUAUUAUUGACUUUUCAAUGAUCGAACAAUUUUUAUUUUCUAGUAUUUUCUAUCAUACAAAUUUAUAGUUUACUUAGUGAACUAAUCAUUGUCCCAGUUACUGUUUAAUUAUUGAACCAUUCACAAUAAAGGGAUUAAGAAAUGUUGAAUAUUGAUUUGGGUUUUUUAAACAAAUAAACACAUACACCAUCUUUUCUGUUUGUCCUUUUAUAUCACUUGUCAUUUAAAUUUAUCGUUUGUGAUUUAUAUAAGAAAAAUCGUUUUAUUUUUUAUUUUAAAAAGUUAUGAAUAAAAAACAUUAAGAAACGAACCAUG
Molecule: messenger RNA, 1858 nt
Organism: Schistosoma bovis
Lineage: Eukaryota; Metazoa; Platyhelminthes; Trematoda; Strigeidida; Schistosomatidae
Source: the annotation of a GenBank genome assembly